Molecule: messenger RNA, 4862 nt
Organism: Penaeus chinensis
Lineage: Eukaryota; Metazoa; Arthropoda; Malacostraca; Decapoda; Penaeidae
Exons: 17
Coding region: 1-3480 (1159 amino acids)
Molecular function (GO): protein binding
Source: RefSeq, a predicted model, not a curated record
AUGAGUUAUGGAGGAAGGAUGAGCAGUGAGAAGAUUUCAAGCCAUGGAGGAGCGAUGAGCCGCGCGGAGCAUGUCACGAGCGAGUCCAUUCCCUGCCGCUGCGGUGCUGAACAUCCCAAGUUCCCGGAGUUGUGUGUCCGUGCGAGCGCGAGGACCUGCGAUACCUUACCGAACUUAAACAAUAAACUCUUUCCUCAAACGGCGCUCGACUUGGUUUACGUUCAGUGUUCGGGGAAAACGCGAGGGGCAUGGGAGAGCAAGGACCUACGUGCAUUACACUCCUGCGACCAAGACGGCCUCGUCGGAGAGUCCAGUGAACUCGAGUCGCCGUCUGGCAUUCCGCCAGAAGCAAUUCCUCUGGUCGCUGCCCCAUUCCCUUCAUGUAAAGGAUCUUCACCAAAGAUCUUUAUCACUUACCCCUCACUUCCAUUCGCUGCCUGCGCGUCGCCCGUGUCUCUCGUUCUUCCACCUGUCGCUUCUUGCUCCUUCCCCCCUUCCUCCGCCUUCUGCUCCAUUUCCAUAUCCGCCGCCUCUUCCCGCUCCUCUCAACCUGUUGUUUCCUCCGCCGCCUCGGCAUCUCCUGCCUCUUGCCCCGACGCCCAAUCCCCCGUUUGCAAUUUUCAUGAUUCGUGCAGAUAUUCGGAUGCUGCGCCAUUUGCCUCGGCCGCCGCCUCGGCAGGCGCGCGCCCCCCCUCCUGCGCCCCUCGGUCCUCAAGCAUUGCACCUUUACCCUCAAAUCCCACACCUUCACCAACGAGCACGUUACUUUCAGCCACUCGGAGACCGCUCUCAAAGGAAGCAUCUCCCUCUGAAAGUAGGAGAGAAAAUACGGAGAGUUCCUCGUGGCCUCGCGCAGGGCUGGCCAAGCGAGACAAUGGGCUGAACCUGCAGGCAUCCUCUCAGCCUUUGUUUGGCUUCAUUCUCAAGAACAGGUUGACCUCCAGGACACAAAAGGAUGCCAUGUGGAGAGGGCGCCAAACACAGCUGCUGAGGAUCCUGGCCACCAUCUUGGCCCUCAUGACGACCUCGGCUGUGGCAUAUGAACUCAAGCCCACCACCACCCUGUCGAAGGUCACCCUGGCCGGCCUCACCGCCAGCCUGCCCUGCGAGCUGCCUCUGCCGGCGGACCGCCCGACGCUCAUCCUCUGGUACAAGGACCAGGCGACCAAGCCAUUUUACAGUUACGACGCGAGAGAGACGGCCGCAGGACACCACAAGGUUCACGACAAGUCUGAGCUAGGAACAAGAUCCCACUUUAGGCUGGAAACUUUCCCUCGUAAUUUCAAGACUCGGCUCGGGUUUCUGGACGUGAAGAAGGUGACACUCGCUGACGCCGGGAACUACACCUGCAGGGUUGACUUCAUGACUUCGCAGACUAUGAUGUCAUUACUGCAGCUCACGGUGCACGAGGAGAUUCAGGACCUGGAAAUUUUCGAUGCCUACGGCACCAUGAUCGGCAAGGUCGUGGGUCCUUACAAGCUGCUUUCCCGAGUGAUGCUGUCGUGUCGGGCGUACGGAGGUCACCCUCCGCCGGUGGUCCGGUGGAUGGACGGCGACAGGAUUCUGGAGACGUCCUCGGCACAGCACUACAGCGCCCAGUCGCACUCGGAGCGAGGCGAGGCCGUGCGAGUGGUCGACGUGACGCUGCACCUCCCGGGCCUCCAGCGUGAGGACAAUGGCCGCGACAUCAAGUGCGUCGCGUCCAACACCAACCUGACGCAGGAGAAAGUCCGCGUCGUCACUAUCGACAUGUACUUGCCGCCCCUGGAGGUGACGGUGGACGGACUGGACGCCCCUCUCCGCGCCGGCAUCGAGGCCAUCCUCAUGUGCCGCUCCGUUGGCUCCCUCCCCACCGCCAGCCUUUCCUGGCGGCUGCACGAUUCCUCCAGCCUCAUGCCUCUGCCUGCUCAGUCUUCGCUGGACCAGAACACGACCAUCGGCCGGGGUCGUCUCCUCCCUACACCGAGAGACAACGGCCGAGCCCUCACCUGCACCGCCUCCAACCCCAAAGUGAAAGAAUACUCCCUGAACAGCACUCACACGCUACAGGUGCUCUUUGCUCCCGAAGUGUCCGUCAGACUAGCGCCGGCGUUAGACCCUGACAACAUCUGGGAAAAGGCUGAUGUUUAUUUUGAGUGUGUUAUUCAAGCAAACCCAAAGAAAACGAGAGUCAUAUGGCUACAUGAGGGCCGAGAGCUGCGAGGCGACAGCGAGGACGGCUUGCUGGCCGAUCGCGUGCUCGUUCAGGGGGAGAACCUGGUGAUGCAGAAGGUGACCCGGCACGCUCAGGGAAGGUACCAGUGUCGCGUCACCAACACCAUCGACACUGUGACCAGCUCCGCCACGAUCCUUAAUGUCAUGUUUGCGCCGGAGUGCAAGAAGCCACGGAACGAGACAGUGUCGGUGACCCCAAACGAAGAGGUCAAACUCAACUGCUUGGUUGAAGCCAAUCCACCUGAUGUCACGUUCGUUUGGAAGAUCAACAGCAGCCGCGGCGUCAAGGAGCUGGACAGCAGUAGCUACAGCAGCCGCAGUCGGUCCUCCACGCUCGUGUACCGCCCCAGCACGCAUGCCCACGGCACCGACCACUACGGUGUCGUCUUCUGCCUCGGCAGCAAUAAGGCCGGGAAGCAGAGAUUGCCGUGCAUGUUCGUCAUCAGCCCCGCAGGUCCCCCAGAAAAGCCCAAGUCCUGCACCCUAGUCAACCAAAGCCCAACGUCGUUGGCGGUGACGUGUCAGCCCGGCCACGACGGCGGCCUCGAUCAGCACUUCAUUGCCACGGUUGAGGACGCAGCAACGCGGAGGGUGGUUGCAAAUGUGACGUCGACAUCGCCUGAUCUGACGGUGGAAGGACUGGCUCCGGGACGCGAUUACCUGGUCAAAGUCACGGCCGUCAACCAGAAGGGAAGGUCUUCUCCGUUCACGCUCGAAGGCUUCGCUCUCAAGGUGGCUGAGAAUAAGAUAAAUAAUUCAAGUUCUGGAGAAUCUUCCUCUCUCCUCGUGAUGUUCAUAGCUGUUGUUGUCGGUUUCGUCUUCAUCUUAACGAUACUUGCCCUGGCAACUCGUGCACGUUUGCGUCACCGACGUGGGCAUCCUGAAGUCAAAGUUGAUAAAAAUAAACUAAGUACUGGAGAUGAAGUGUCGACCACUGCUCUUUCAGCCCCACUCUCGCCCUCGACCAAUGCUUCGCUGGAUGAAAUAGGGGACGGAGAAAUGCUCCACACGCCUGAGUCACACACGGGACCAUUGGAGACGCUGGAGAUCACCGCCCAGACGCCAGAGAGCCCUGUCAGCUGUAGCAGCAGGACUUACGUGCCCGUCCCGACUGGGUCCUCCACGCUCCCGCGGCCGCAGUCGCAGAUGAACCCGCGGCCGCAACCGCUGCACUCAGUGGACCUUCCGCACGUCACCUCCAACAACCAUAAAUACUAUACUCUCAAGAUAAAUUGUACCAGACAAAAUAAUGAAAGUUUUGUUUAAUCCAGAAGUUGUUUAAUAUAUUGUUUAAUAAAGAGAUAAUUGUUCAGGUUGUGAAGUGUUUUUGUAAUAACAGCACGAAAGGAAAUGACACAGAACGCAGACAAGUACACACACAACAAAUAUCUAUACUCAAAGACAAAAUAUUGAAAUGUAUAGGCAUAUAUGAUGUGCCUAAUAACGUGGACAAACCAUGAGUUAGAUGACUUAGAUUUAUUCACACAUGUACACAUAUUGGACAUAUAAUACAUGUGUAAAGGUAUACUGUACGGUCACUAUACAUAUACAUAUUCGAAACACAAAUAUAUACAUUACAAAAUAGACACAUUCUUCGAUACAAGCAACACGUGAUCUGUGUGACUGUUGUGAGUAUGAUUGUUUGAACGGGAUCUAGUGGAUGCGGUCAUAAAACAGUACAGCUGGGUUAUUUGACUGAUAUUUCGUAAAUCUCUAAUAUGUAUGAUGGUGUAACGCCAGGUUGCAGCUGGUGACUAUAGUGCCGGUAUAAUUGAUGGGUAUAUUAGAAAUGUAUUUUGAAAUAAAGUCGCGUCACAGCCGUUCGACGCUGUGUGCGUGGUUUUAACAAAGUCAGUAACAAUCCGGCUGGUGUCUGUGGUGCUAUUUUCAAGUGAAGGCGGAAUGUUGUAGCACGUACCUCGUGUUUGAACUGUAUGACGCACACAACAAGUGGCUACAAGGUUGCUACACAUGGUGUGAUAUGAAUCAUGUGCAUUAGGGAGGGGAAGCAAAGACAAAUAUAUGGUGUAGUAUGAGUAUAACAACAAUUGUACGUUUUGUAGUUGCUCACAAACAGUCUUUGGCCACAUAAUUACUGUGUGAUGUAUCGUGACCAUAAUACAGUUGAUCGCUAAAUUAUUGUUGUAUGUAGAACGAAAUGACCACAACAUGCUAUUGGACCAGUUAAAGCAGGGGCGAGAUGCUAAAUCACGUGCGAACAAAGCAGCUAGUGACUGUAAAACCAUUGUGGUGCAAGAGAUAGUCUUUUGGGACUGCGACGGUAUGUGUGUGAUCAACUUGGCCAUGGGUAUAAUCGAUGGCUGUACGAUUGUAUUUGGUGAAUAUUCUCCAGUAGAUUAGAAAAUCGUUGACAAUCAGGGAUCCCAUGAAGUAUGAUGAGAUAUAGCAGUGACGCAUCUGUCUGACUUCUUUACCUGGCUCUGUUUUUCCAUUCUUGUUUUUCCAUUAUUCUCUUCCCUUCUUUCUCUUCAUUUUACUAAAAAUGUGAAAAUGUUGAUUUAGUCUAUCUGAAAAUAUAUUUUUGAAAUAAAAAGAUAGAGGAUAUAAUAACAAAUAUCUGGAACAUAUUGUACAUACGUGCGUGUUCGUUAUUGUGUAUGUGUAUAUAUGAGUGAGUGUGUGUGUGU